This is a messenger RNA of Lymnaea stagnalis (great pond snail), 1670 nucleotides long. The record is from the annotation of a GenBank genome assembly. Lineage: Eukaryota; Metazoa; Mollusca; Gastropoda; Lymnaeidae.
AAAAACGAUGGCGAUGACGACGGCAAUCUUAGUCUCUCUGAUCUCACUGUGUCAGGUAAUUAGUCAUGCCAAUUCAAUUUAAUUUACCGUGAAUCAUUUCAGAGGUACAACUUUGAGGGGGAAAAAAUCAAUUCAAUGCUUGAUUUAAUGCUGUUUAUGUUUAAAUCCUUUAUGUUAAAAUUGCUUUUGUUCAUGUGUUUCUUUCUUUCUGUCUGGGUGGGUGGCAAAAUCUUCGGAUGGCUGAUUGAUCCACUUCCCGUCAACCUUUCGAGCUGAAACUUGGCACAUAGACGUGUUGCCGAUGACAACAAGUGCUAUAAAAUUUUCAGACCCAAACCUCAAAAAUCAAAUUUUACUGUUUUUCAAAGGGAAGAUGAAGGAUAUAAGUACCUUUGAUUCCACGAAAUAAAAUUCCCAAUAACUGAACUAAAUGAAAUUUUUCAAUAAAAAAUGCGUCUGGUGCAUAAUAUUUUCUUUUUAAUUUCUGAAAUAGUUCGUGUAAUAGCUCUGUGGUGUAAAAGUGGGUGUUACAUAAGAAUAUUAAUAUAAAAUAUUUUUUUAAAUGCACAGGAUUUAUAUGAAAAACUUUGCUUUUAAGGUUUGUUUAAUUUUUAUUACAAUUAUUUGUGCUUAACCUCGUCUCAUCUAUGCCUUUGUGAGUUGUCAACUUAUUAAGUUCAAUUUUUUUUCACAGAAGAAUCAGAUGGUGAUCAAGUCAACAUAGAAGCUGCUGCUACUAGUCGUAAGAAAUCAAAACUGGCAAGAGUGAGUUGUUGUAACAUCUUUUUACCCACUUUUACUCUAAUUGACUUGACAGUUUGAAACCUGUCCUUGUUUAUGACUCCAAAAUAUAUUAAACAUUUAAGUUCAGAUUUAAAUCAGGGAAGCAAUUUUUUACAUUUAUUGGAGGAGAAGAUUUGCAAGAUUUUUAUUUUUUAAUAAAAGAAUUUACAUUUUAGUUUUUGGUACAGAAUUGGUUUUAAUUUAAUAUUGGUUUUCCAGAGAAAUGAAAAGGGUGAAACUCCUCUUCAUAGAGCUUGUAUAGAUGGAAAUUUAAAGAAAGUUAAAUCUCUUAUAGCAGAGGUAGGUAAACUGACUGACUUGCAUUUUUCUGUAAAUAGUUUCAAGAAAUUUUGUUUACUAAAAAAAUAUUUAAAAACUAAUUGAAUAUCAGCUUUAUUUGAUAUUUAAUUAUAUUUUUUAAGUUUAGUUCGUGUACAAGUUUUUUUAAUAUAGUUUUUAAAAUUUGAUUUUAUUGAGAUCAAAGGAAUUCUAUAUUAUAGGAGGCUCUUUCCAACUGAUUUAAACCAGUCUUCAAAUUUGCUAAGUCAGCAAUUUUAACAAUUGCUUAAUUAAAUAUUGUCAAUCAAUGUCAUUGUAAUUUUUUUUUACCAACAAUAUUCAAUAAAGAAAAAUGUCUCUUUUUUUUUACCCUAAUUGAGGGCCAUCCGGUUAACCCCAGGGAUCACUGUGGCUGGCUGCCUGUUCACGAGGCCUGCAACCAUGGACACACAGCUAUUGUUGAGUAUUUGUUGGACUGCGGGGCCUGGAUAAAUGACAGAGGUGGUGAAAGGUGUGGCGGUGUGACCCCCCUGAUUGACGCAGCCAACUGUGGUAACCUGGAUAUCGUGAGGUUGCUUGUGGACAGAGGAGCCAACCUGAUGGCUAAA